Molecule: messenger RNA, 1371 nt
Organism: Vicia villosa (hairy vetch)
Lineage: Eukaryota; Viridiplantae; Streptophyta; Magnoliopsida; Fabales; Fabaceae
Product: extensin-1-like
Exons: 2
Coding region: 43-1371 (442 amino acids)
Biological process (GO): plant-type cell wall organization
Molecular function (GO): structural constituent of cell wall
Source: RefSeq, a predicted model, not a curated record
ACCAUUCUUUCACAGAACCAAAACACACUAGUAAGAAAAACAAUGAGGUCCCUAAUGGCCUCCUCAGCUUCUCUCAUUCUUGCAUUAGCCAUACUCUUUCUCAGUUUCCCAUCUGAAAUUUCAGCCAAAGACUAUUCUUACUCCUCACCGCCACCACCAAAGGCUCCAUACCAUUACUCAUCUCCUCCACCUCCACCAGUUCACACCUACCCUCCUCAUCCACACCCAAUCUACCGCGAUCCACCACCACCGGUUCACACCUACCCUCCCCAGCACCCAGUCUACCACUCUCCUCCACCACCAACACCGCACAAGAAGCCAUACAAGUAUCCAUCUCCUCCACCACCACCAGUGCACACCUACCCUCAUCCUCACCCUACCUACCAUUCCCCACCACCACCACCACCACACAAGAAGCCAUACAAGUACCCAUCUCCCCCACCACCACCAGUUCACACCUACCCUCACCCACACCCAGUCUACCACUCUCCACCACCACCACCAACACCUCACAAGAAACCAUACAAGUAUCCAUCACCACCACCACCAGUUCACACUUAUCCACCUCAUGUUCCCCAUCCAGUUUACUAUUCUCCUCCUCCACCAGUCUCUUCCCCACCUCCACCAGCCUAUUACUACAAAUCACCUCCUCCACCUCACCACCACAGAUGCUUUAAGAAUUUACCUAUAAAAUGGGGUUGCCCCACCACCUUUCUUUCACGGAAACAACAAUACACACUAGUAAGAAAAACAAUGAGGUCCCUAAUGGCCUCCUCAGCUUCUCUCGUUCUUGCAUUAGCCAUACUCUUCCUCACUUUCUCAUCUGAAAUUUCAGCAAAAGACUAUUCUUACUCCUCACCGCCACCACCAAAGGAUCCAUACCAUUACUCAUCUCCUCCACCUCCACCAGUUCACACCUAUCCUCCUCAUCCACACCCAAUCUACCGCGAUCCACCGCCACCAGUUCACACCUACCCUCCCCAGCACCCAGUCUACCACUCUCCUCCACCACCAACACCGCACAAGAAACCAUACAAGUACCCAUCUCCUCCACCACCACCAGUGCACACCUACCCUCAUCCUCACCCUGUCUACCAUUCCCCACCACCACCACACAAGAAACCAUACAAGUACUCAUCUCCCCCACCAUCACCAGUUCACACCUACCCUCACCCACACCCAGUCUACCACUCCCCACCACCACCACCAACACCACACAAGAAGCCAUACAAGUACCCACCACCACCACCCGUUCACACCUACCCUCCCCAUGUUCCCCACCCAGUUUACCCUUCUCCUCCUCCUCCGGUCUACUCCCCACCUCCACCACACUACUACUACAAAUCACCUCCUCCACCUUACCACCACUAG